UCUUAUUAAAAUGGAGUAAAAAAGAGUGUUUUUUACGUUUCAUAUUAAUGAGGUUGGCUGCGAGUUUCAUUCAGUGGCCGUGUCAUCCAUUCAUAAAAACGUCAGCAGGCGAGGCGGCUUCCCGUUGGUCGAUUGUCGAGUGGUUCGUACGCAGUAGGGGCGCUGCGGAGCUCCACCAUUCGAGUUAUCACUCUCCUCCGAGGCAGUACGUUCCUGUCAGUGCUCUGUUUUCCAUCCUGCGUCGCAUGGAUUUCAGUGGAAAGUAUUGGGAAUUGUAGAGUGCCGUGUUAGCCCCGCCUUGUCAGGAUGCUGGAUUAGAUGUGGUGAGCUGCUGAGCGAGAACGCUGGGCCUCGGGCCUUGAUGGAUAUUUUGAGCGGGACAUCAUGUAAAAAGGCGGACGCUUGGUGAGUUUUUCGGAACGCCGCACGUCGUUGGCUACAUGGAACAAGAUGGCGGAGAAACUGACAAUAUUGUGGCCGGCCAGCGCGAUUUAAUAACUCUUGCGCAGCCGAGGCCGGGAGCGGCUCGCAGACAGAAUGAAUAUAUCGAGACACCUCUUCGGCCACAGCUUCCGGCUCCCAAAGUUACCAAAUCGCGAUCAAAAGAUGACAACGAGGUAUGCCGCGGGAGGCAACCCACCGCUCAGCCGGCGAUCACGGCUCAGCCUACGGCUAAGACAGCGAAGGACUCCGUGAAUGACGUUGACCAACGGCAUAACGAUUCUAUCAUCUGCCGGCAGUGUCGUCGUUGCAAGUGUGAAGCAUGCCGGAAUCCAAGGCAUUUGCCAUCUAAAUGGAUUUGCAAUGACAAGUGCUUGUGUUCAGCUGCGAAUGUAGUGGAUCACUGUUCGUGUAUGUGCUGCGUGAGGGGCCUCUUUUAUCACUGGGCCAAAGACUACGAGAUGGAUACUGAUGUCUCUUGCGCAGAUCAGCCGUGCUCCUGCUCUCCUCACAAGAGGCUACUAAGGUGGGGGUGCCUAGGUCUCUUGGCCUUACCCUUACCGUGCCUAUGUUGUUACUGGCCCUUAAGGGGCUGUUUAAAAGCUUGUGAAGGCUGCUAUUCCAAAUGCAUGGGCCACGGAUGUCGGUGUGCCCCCCCACACAGGACUGAGCAGGCACCUGAAAAACGACUUUUAGAUUCAAACUCAGACUGUUGACUUCUUUAUUUCAACAGCUUAGUACCAAAGAGUUUUGCCUCGCAACGACCGGUGUCGUUCUUGUUUGUGUGCUUUUACACGUGUGAAUAAUUCGUUCGAGUGGUUUCAGUGCUUGUGAGUGCAUCAACGCCUUCUGGAUGAGUGGGAAAGAACAGCGCCAGUCAGAAUCUGUUUUUUCCUCCUCCUUCAAAGAAACUAUAUCCUUGUGAAUCGCAAAUAUCUGCAGAGCCAGGUGUUAAGACUAAUACUACAAUAUGAGGCCUGCGGAUACUCUAAACCAAUGGCAGUCAGACGUUCAGACGUUCUAUCUUAAUCGCCACUCACUGAUGAAGAAAAGGACAAUUUUGUGAAAACUUUUACUUCGCGCUUUUUCGUUAUUAUGAAAUAUAUACUUUUGCUCUGCAAAAGUAAUUUCCCUCCAGGACAUCAUGAGCACCUUUAGUAUUUUCGACGUAAGAAGUAUCCCAAUUUUAAUUUCCUGAAUAUUCUUAUUCCUCAGACUUGGGUACAUUCCAGUCAAUGAGACGACAAGCAGGAAUUAUUUUGAGAUGGCAAGUCAAAUUUAAUUGCAGAACGAUUCCAGCUGAGGAGUGCUAUUUCCCCAGUCACCAAUUCGUGUCUGGAAAAGUUGAAAUCAAUAUCGAAGUCUGCAGCAUGGGUAUCCCGCCGCAUAGCAUAGUAUGUAGCGAUUUGGAUAAUGAAAGCAAAACGUGUGAUGCUGUGAACGAAAUGACGCACAGCAGACGAUUACGUAGUAGUUCUUCCGAAAGAAAGAACCAGCCCUACUACCUAGUACUGGUUCCAAAUGACCUUGAAUGACUUUGCGAAGCUCGGGGCCUUGGCUGGCUGGGGUAUCUACCCUCCUUAGACCGGCUCCUUGGCACACACACGCAUGCAUCCACACCCGAUCAUUGAUGGAACUGCUUCCUGCCCUCCGCACACUCUGUUGUGACGACAGAGCCGCCAACUACGCGCUCUUUUGUUUUGUGGAACUUGGAUCACCUCACAUUGGGUCUUGGUGCUUUGAAAAACCCGAGGAUUAAUUUAAAAUUAGUCAAAAGAGUUACCUUAUUUUGGUGUAAAUAGUGAACAACGAGUAAUAGUGAUUUCGUAGGCGAUUAGACACAUCCCCCUCUUUUACAGGAGCAAAGCUUUUGCUCCUGAAAAAGAGGGAACUGCGUCUGAUGGAAGAAGAAGAACUGACGAAAUUUUCGGACCAGUACCACACUGUAUUUCUUACGGAUUCCGUUUCCUAGACUGGACUUCCAUUGUGGGUGGCAAGGACGUUACUGGAUAUUUUUUAAAGUUUUCUUUUAUUAUAAAUGAAUAAUAAAUUGAAUAAAAUAAAUUAUUUUUA
Stegodyphus dumicola is the source of this 2514-nucleotide messenger RNA. It is a transcript of the gene sty, whose product is annotated as sprouty signaling antagonist. The record is from RefSeq and is a predicted model, not a curated record. Gene Ontology annotation, cellular component: cytosol; membrane. NCBI's taxonomy places the organism in Eukaryota, Metazoa, Arthropoda, Arachnida, Araneae, Eresidae. Gene Ontology annotation, biological process: negative regulation of fibroblast growth factor receptor signaling pathway; negative regulation of MAP kinase activity; multicellular organism development.